Molecule: messenger RNA, 1017 nt
Organism: Hyaloscypha bicolor E
Lineage: Eukaryota; Fungi; Ascomycota; Leotiomycetes; Helotiales; Hyaloscyphaceae
Exons: 3
Coding region: 1-1017 (338 amino acids)
Source: RefSeq, a predicted model, not a curated record
AUGGAGCAGGUUAUGAACUUGCAGUGUUCACCUGCCAGCAUUUUGCCUGCUACCGUAGUAUUCAUCCACCUGCUAACAUUUACCCUCGUGAGCUCAUUCCAGCUUGGUAGUUGGCUGGAGAACCUCGCUGUCCGCGAAAAUGGCCAACUCCUUGUUUCCCGCCUCGACACCCCUGAAGUCCUACAGGUCGACCCUACCAGCAACGUUGAGCCUGUCACAGUCUUCGCCUGGAACUCGUCCGAAUACAGAGGCGCACUUGGCAUCUCCGAAACUACCUCAGACGUCUUCUACGUUAUCCUCUCCGCAUUCAUUAACAGUUCAUUUGUCAAGACCAGUGGCGUCAACUCUAUCUUUGAAAUUGACAUGAACAACUUUGCUAUAAGCAACGGCACCAUAACACAGAACGCUACUGUUACUAAACUCGUAGACAUUACGAGCUCCGACUCACUCAACGGCAUGACGACGCUCGAUGACUCUAACAUCUUAGUUGGAGAUAUCUACAAUGGCUGGGUAUAUAAGGUUAACACAGUGGAUGGCACACACAACAUCGUUAUCGACGACCCUAAGAUGAAGGCUCCCGCAGGUGCCUUGACGCCCCUCGGUGUCAACGGGCUAAACAUCCAUGACUCCAACCUUUACUGGACCAACAGUGCUGCCGCUUCGUUGAAUAGGAUCCAGAUAACAGAUGAUGGGACGCCAGUAGGCAACUCGAGCGUAGUGUUGACGAAUGAGCCUGGGGCGGAUGAUUUCGCUUUCAAGAGUAAUGGCACAGCGUUCAUCGCGUUGAAUUCGCAAGAUCAGCUGGGUGCACUGUUUGCGGGUUCGAGCACUCUUGAGACGGUUGCAGGAAGCAGUAUCUCAACAGCUCUGGAAGGUGUUAGUGCUGGCCGAUUUGGAAGGCUGGCGUCAGAUUUGAAUCGGCUAUACAUGACCACUAGUGGAGGUGCUAAAAAUCCUAUUAACGGUUCUGUUAUUGUGGGCGCAACGGUCUCGUAUAUUGAUACUACGGGACUUUAG